This is a messenger RNA of Aspergillus niger, 4692 nucleotides long. RefSeq lists its product as uncharacterized. The record is from RefSeq and is a predicted model, not a curated record. The coding region runs from base 1 to 4692 and encodes 1563 amino acids. The transcript is spliced from 2 exons. Lineage: Eukaryota; Fungi; Ascomycota; Eurotiomycetes; Eurotiales; Aspergillaceae.
AUGAUCUACUCUCAGGGCUUUAACUUCAACUCUUACGUCGAGAAAGGGGUUGACCCUCGCACCGGCCAAUACAACUGCACCAUUUCUCUCUACGAGGUGCCGGCUGGGGUUCGCAACUGCCCGCCUCUCAAGCUAUCUCUCCAUUAUAACCCCUUGAACGGCGACGAUGUAGGCCUGGGCCAGGGUUGGUCGUUUGGCAACCUCUCCUCCUACGAUCAAGGAUCCAAGACUCUAGUUUUGUCCACCGGGGAGAACUACAAAGUUCAGGAGACCACCAGCUCGGUGUUCCCGGCGGACCAGAAGCUCAAGAGCUUCGUGUUUCAGAAAAAGAGUACCACGAGCUACCGCGUCACCCUCAAGUCAGGCCAGGUGGAAGUGCUCUCGAAAUACAGUUGGUCUACUUCCGACUUGCAAGUCCUGCUCGAGGUCUCCUACGGCACGUAUACCACCAUCACCCUGGCUCCGGGAACCGCCGAGGCCGCAACCUUCACACUGCGGAAGAACAACAAUCAGCUGACGGAGCUUCGGCUGCCACUGGAUGGUUCGCCAGCGUGGAAGUUCACGUAUGGUACCGGGGGACUGGUCAGCGUUAUCAGCCCGACAGGUGCAAGAGAAGACAUCUCCUACAAGGCAGCGGGCUUCCUGCUACCGAGUGGUGCUCCAGUCAAUUCUAUCCCCUACGUCAUCUCCCAUACGGUACGGCCACUCCAUGACCAGCCUGCGAUUCGGACUACGUACAGCUACUCGGACCGUAACUUCCUUGGCUAUGGCGGAGGCCGCAACUGGACCAACGACGGGGACAACCUCUACCUGACACCAGCUGACUACGAAUACACCUCAACUAGUCAGGUGGAGGGCGGCACCACUACCAAGCAUACCUAUAAUAAAUUCCAUCUGUUGGUCAGCAAGCAACAGCAGAAGGGAACCAAGCAGGUCACACAGGCUACCACCUACUAUGCCUUGAGCAAUACCGCCUUUGAUGGUCAACCCGCUCAAUACCAACUGCCCAAAACCCAGACCACCACCUACCGGGACACCUCUACCGGGACCGCGCGUACGGAGACAACCCAAUCCACCUAUGAUGACUGGGGCAACCAAACCAGUGAAGUUCCCCCAAGUGGCAUCACGACCACCCGCGAUUACUACGACCCCGCUGGUGAGGUGGUGUCGGGCCAGGUGCUUUGCCCGCCCGAUCCCCAUGGGUUUCAGCGCUAUCUCAAACGGGAGACCGUGGUCCCCGCAACCAGCAACUUUUCAACACCAACUCGAGCACAUAGCUAUACAUAUCUCCAGCUCCCAACGACCACCGAUGCCCUGACAGAUUACUGUGUGGCCGUCCAGCAGCGGCAGCUGACCGAGGAGGGUCGGACGCUCUCCAGCUCGGAUUACACCUACGUGAACCAACCCCAGUCCACAGACCAUGGGCGAGUGCAGCAACAAGUCACGCGCUUGCUUGAUCAGAGCUCCACUACGUACAAGUGGACCUACAACCAUGACAGUUCUUUAAAAUUGAGAAAGACCACCAUCAUGACGAGCUAUGAUGGUCAGACCACUCAGGAGGAGACCACAUCCUCCCUGGUAUCCGGACUGACCCUCGCCACCAAGGACCGGGCAGGGACCGAGACCAUGCAGCAGUACGACUCGAUGGCUCGAUUGCUCCAGACCACUACCGCCCCCGGCACGGCCUUCGAGGCUACAACAGAACAUGCAUAUGCGGUUCUUGAGGACACCGCGGGAUGGCGCGUCACGGUGACGGACACCAAGGGGGUACAAACACGGUACUUCACUGAUGGGUUGGAUCGUGUGGUUCGGGUGGAGUCCCAAGACGAUGAUGGCCAGUGGGAUCAAUAUAAUGCCUACACCGGAACAUUCCGGGUCGUGCGGGAGCGCCGCUACAACGCCCUCGAUCAGUGUAUCGAGGAGACGGAGAUUGACUGGCUGCGAGCCAAUGGGACCGCCACCACGGAGCUGAGGAUAACGCGCUCCCUGGAGUACGAUGAUUGGGGUCAGGUCUAUAAGGUUACCAAGAACAGCGGCUCUGUGCAGCUUUCCGUGACCGACCCCAUUGCCUUGACCCAGACGGUGGGCUUCGAGGGUGAAGGCCAGACCCGGGUCCAAUACAACACGUUCAUGACCCCGACGUCCGAAGCCCUGGUCCGGCGCAACGGAACCGUCGAGAGCACGGUGGAAUAUGCCUAUGAUGGUCUUGGACGCCGCAGGCAGAUGACAGAUGGCUUGGGCCGUUCUACGCAGUAUACCUACGACAGUUUCGAUCGGAUAAUUCAGACCACCUGGCCCGAUAGUCACUCUAUUACCACCCAGUAUGCUGCCCAAAGUACUGCAGCCCUGCCCGUGGCCAUCAAUCUUCAGGGUACCACAGACUUUAGUGAGCAAUCAUUUGAUGGCUUGGAGCGGCUGCUCCGGACCACUGUCGGUGGGCGCACUACCAGCAGCGCUUAUCAAGGCGUCCAGCCUGUCCCAGCCCAAGUCACUGAUCCUAAGGGAGAGCGAACCCAACGCACGUACGAGCCGGCGUUGGAUUAUGCACUGACAGGCCGGGUAACCAGCGACGGUACCGACGCCUACCAGUAUAACAAGCAAACCGGGGAUGUCUUGCAGCUGGACAGUCCGCUUGUCGCCGCCAACCUCAGCUACUACCCCUCCAGCUUGGUGUCCCAGGAGACUGUUGAAGUCGCGGACGGGGCACGCACUGUGCAGUACGUAUACUCGCAAGCAGGUAAGCUACAAGAGUACACUGAUAUCAACGGGCAACAACAUGUGACUCAGUACGAUGCGUAUGGUCGGCGGCGGGAGAUCCGUGUAGGAACACUCAAGACUACACUGAGCUAUGAUAAGGCAGACCGCGUUGUCACGACUGUGGCCCAGGAUAGUAGCACAAGCGUGACUCUGACAACGAACAUUGAAUACGAUGAAUUUGGCCGGGAGAUCCAGCGGACGAUCUGGAACGGGACAAAGAAGUUAUCCCAGUGCACCCAGGCUUACGAUGCCACAGGGCUAGUGACUACACGCCAACGAAGCGAUGGUGAUGGCACUGUGACGCGGCAGGAAACCUUCCAGUACGACAGCCUGAGUCGGUUGGUGGACUACGAAUGCCAGGGCACACAGCCUCCAGUCGAUGAGAAAGGACGUUCCCUGCGCCGGCAACGAUUUACGCUUAAUGGCUAUGAUGGCUUCACCCAAAUUCAAACCUCGUUUGUGGAUGGCAGUGAGAACACCCAGAGCUAUACAUACAGCGCCCAAGACCCGACGCAACUUGUCCGGAUCACCAACACCCACCCUGACGAGGCGACGGUGAUUGACCUCAAGUACGAUGCGAACGGCUGCUUAACAAAAGACGAGCAUGGCCGGACACUGGUAUACAACGCGUCACAUCGCCUGGCCGCCGUUUAUGAUGACCAGAACCACCUCCUCUGCGAGUACGCAUAUGAUGCGACGGACCGGCUCGUUCGUCAGAGGAUCCCUAAUGAACCCGAUACUCAGUUCUCUUACCGCGGAGACGCCCUGGUAGCUAUUACCAAAGGAGAACGUCAGACUAGCUUCGUCUCGGACGGCGGGGUGUACUCGGGCGAAGUCCAGAAGCAGGGAAGCAAGGUGAACAUCCAACUCUGGGGUUCUGACGCCCAGCACUCGGUCUCCACCUGGCUGGAGACGCAGGAUCCGGAGCGGAUUCACGACCAGCCGUACACGCCUUAUGGUUUCAGCCACGGUAGUGGGGGUGCGGCCAUUGGCUUCAACGGAGAAUGGCGGGAUCCAGUCACCGGGUGGUACCAUCUGGGGUCGGGAAACCGGGUGUACAAUCCGAGUCUGAAGAGCUUUCUCCAGCCGGACCCAUGGAGCCCCUUCACCUCCGGGGAAAUCAACCCGUACGCCUACUGCUUGGCGAAUCCUAUCAACCGCGUCGAUCCGAGUGGCCAUUGGAGCUGGCGCGCCUUCGCCCAGUGGUCAGUGGGCCUGGCCGUCGGACUCGUGACCGCAGGAACCGGAGUCGCGGUGGGAUUAGCCGCCAGCGUGGCCAUUGGACUCUUCGUCAAUGUGAUCGUCGGCGUUAUCUAUGACACGGCCACGGGGACCACCCCAACAUACCGCAGUCUUGCCAUGGAUGCCUUUACGGGGGCCAUUGGCGGUUUUGUCGGCGGGAACGUUGGCAUGAAUGUACCGGCGUCGUGGGGGGCUAAUCCAGUGAGCGCCAUUGCCACGGAAAUAGCUUUGACCCUCACAUUGGACGCCAUCGUCCCUGAUCCCACCAGCUCUCUCAGUUCUAUGUCUGAUAACUCCUUCUCCGCUGCUAGUUUGGCUUCUGGGGGCUCCACGGCGAAUGAUUCUGCGACUACCAUCCCAGGCCGCAUUCCAGACUGGCCCAUGGAGAAACUUCGACAGCGGGGAAGCGCGACCAAGAAACAGUCACAAGUUCAGCAGCAGCAGCAGCUCCGAACGGAAACGGGAAGUGACACGGGCACCUGGAUUGCGCGAGCUACUUCCCGUGAGACAGUCACGACAGAGGACAUCAGCUUGAAUUCCUUCGGAGGCAGCUUCGAUGGAUCGCAAUUCACCCUCCAGCUGAGUCCGGAUCACCGGGUGUCAUUCAAUAUGGAUGCAAAGGCGGUGCAAGUGCCGAUUUGGGAUGGUUCGGGAUCUUUGUUGAGCGCGGUAGCCACUUUAGGUCGACUGUAG